AUGGAUGAAGCCAACCUGGCUGUAAUGAAACAAACAAAAGCUCCAAUAACUGAAUGGAAGGGCAAGAGAUCUGGGUACAAGUUCAAAAAAGGCCAUUCAUUUGUUAUGAACAAGAAGCAAAACACGGGAUCUACUAGCAGCUCAAGUCAGAGUACUGGAUCUACACAUGUUUGUUCAGAAUGUGAAAGAAAACAUAAGAUUGUUUAUUAUCGUGCUUCUAGUGCGUGCUUCUGGUGUGGCAAGCUUGGCUACAUGAUGAAGGAUUGCCCACUCACAGCUAAAAAUGCCAACCGUCCUAUGGCAAGUUUGGCCGGAUCCAUUUCUGCACCAAGAUCAAAUAUAAGAACUAAUGCUAAGAGAAAACCCUUGAGACAAGGUAGAGUGUUUGCACUCGUGCCCGGCGAUGUACAGAACACUAAAUCUGUGGUGUCAAGUAUACUCCCUAUUUGUGCUCAAAAUGCAUAUGUGUUAAUAGAUUCUAGUUCUACACAUUCAUUCGUGUCGCAUGCUUUUUUUCGCAAAUUGACUAGAUCACUAGAACCCAUGAAUUACUUGUUAGCUGUACCUACACCUUCUGGGGGUACUAUGAUGUGUGCCUAUGUGUAUCCUGCGUGUGAUGUCAUGGUUGGAGAUGUGUUAAUAUACGUUGUUUUGCUGCCUUUAGACAUUGCUCAUUUUGAUUGCAUAUUGGGUAUAGAUUGGUUGACUAAGUAUUGUGCAACUAUUGAUUGCGUGAAUAAAUCUAUUGUCCUCCGACCACCUGGUUUAUCUAAAUUCGUGUUUGCUGGGAAUGGGAUAGUUCUACCUCCAUAA
Camellia sinensis is the source of this 813-nucleotide messenger RNA. The record is from RefSeq and is a predicted model, not a curated record. NCBI's taxonomy places the organism in Eukaryota, Viridiplantae, Streptophyta, Magnoliopsida, Ericales, Theaceae.